UCAAUAGAAAUUUUCAGUUCGUGAAAUGCCUGGCUGCUCUGCUUGUUUUGCGUUAGUUUACAAUUAAUAACAGCAAUUGAACGCAAUUCAAAUUCAUACACGGGUUAAAUAAAGUGCUGCAUCGCCAGCACACACACACACAUCGACACAUUCCGCGGCCAACACCCAACAGAAAACCCGAAAACCCCGAAAAGGCAGCAGCAGCCGCAGCCGCAGCCGAAACGAAACGACACAAAUUCCAGCAAACUCUCUGCAAAAACAUUUUGGCUGCAGCGUUUCAAAAAGUCUUCUGCUGCCGAGAGAGCCACAGCGAGCGAGAGAUCGUGAGAGCAGGAGAAAAGAACAUUAUUUUGUUUUCGCUAGCAAAUCAAAAUUUGCCAUUCAUCAGUCUCAGCAACGGACUGCAGCAAGUGGCAACGUCGCACAGUUCUCGAGCUACCCGUUAGUUGUUGUUGUUCUUGCGGUUGUUGUUGCUGCCAUUUUGCUGCUGUUGUUGUUGUCGUUGUCGUUGUCGUUGGAGCCUGAGCGAUAAGAGCGCCGCAUCGACUCGAGCGCUCGAGCACAGAUCUUUCUUCGCCCCGAGUUUGCAUAAAACCAGCGAAAAUUAACAAGCUAACUACAAUGGCGCCGGUGAGGGGGGAUGGCAUGAGAGGCCUGGCCGUGUUUAUAUCGGAUAUAAGAAAUUGUAAAAGCAAAGAAGCGGAAGUGAAACGCAUAAACAAAGAGUUGGCCAACAUACGUAGCAAAUUUAAAGGCGAUAAAACGCUCGAUGGCUAUCAGAAGAAGAAAUAUGUGUGCAAGCUGCUGUUCAUAUUCCUGCUGGGCCAUGACAUUGACUUUGGCCACAUGGAGGCGGUCAAUCUGCUGUCCUCCAACAAAUACUCAGAGAAGCAGAUCGGCUAUCUGUUCAUUUCGGUGCUGGUGAAUACGAACAGCGAUCUGAUCCGAUUGAUCAUUCAGUCGAUCAAGAAUGAUUUGCAAUCACGGAAUCCGGUGCACGUGAAUCUGGCGCUGCAGUGCAUUGCCAACAUUGGCAGCCGUGACAUGGCCGAGUCCUUCUCAAAUGAGAUACCCAAGCUGCUCGUCUCGGGCGAUACCAUGGAUGUGGUCAAGCAGUCGGCGGCCUUGUGCUUGCUGCGUCUGUUUCGCUCCUCGCCGGAUAUUAUACCCGGCGGCGAGUGGACCUCACGCAUCAUACACUUGCUCAACGAUCAGCAUAUGGGCGUGGUAACGGCAGCUACAUCGCUGAUCGAUGCCCUGGUCAAGCGCAAUCCGGACGAGUAUAAGGGCUGCGUUAAUUUGGCCGUGUCGCGUCUGUCGCGCAUUGUCACCGCCAGCUAUACGGAUCUGCAGGACUACACGUAUUACUUUGUGCCGGCACCGUGGCUAUCGGUGAAACUGUUGCGGUUGUUGCAGAACUAUAAUCCGGUCACCGAGGAGGCCGGCGUGCGGGCACGCCUCAACGAGACGCUGGAGACCAUACUGAAUAAGGCGCAGGAGCCGCCCAAGAGCAAGAAGGUUCAGCAUUCGAAUGCCAAAAAUGCUGUACUCUUCGAGGCCAUCAAUCUGAUUAUACAUAGCGACAGUGAGCCCAAUCUGCUCGUGCGCGCCUGCAAUCAGCUGGGCCAGUUCCUCAGCAAUCGGGAGACCAAUUUGCGCUAUCUGGCGCUUGAGUCCAUGUGCCAUCUGGCGACGUCGGAGUUCUCGCACGAGGAGGUCAAGAAGCAUCAGGAGGUGGUUAUACUAUCUAUGAAAAUGGAGAAGGAUGUUUCGGUGCGCCAAAUGGCUGUCGAUUUGCUUUAUGCCAUGUGCGAUCGCGGCAACGCCGAGGAGAUUGUCCAAGAGAUGCUCAACUAUCUGGAGACGGCUGACUAUUCCAUACGUGAGGAGAUGGUACUCAAGGUGGCCAUUCUGGCUGAGAAAUAUGCCACGGACUACACCUGGUAUGUGGAUGUUAUUCUCAAUCUAAUACGCAUCGCCGGCGAUUAUGUGUCGGAGGAGGUCUGGUAUCGUGUCAUACAGAUUGUCAUCAAUCGCGAGGAGGUGCAGGGCUAUGCCGCCAAGACCGUGUUCGAGGCAUUGCAGGCGCCCGCCUGUCACGAGAACAUGGUCAAGGUGGGCGGCUAUAUAUUGGGCGAGUUUGGCAAUCUGAUUGCGGGCGAUUCUCGGUCGGCGCCGCUGGUGCAGUUCAAGCUGCUGCAUUCCAAGUAUCAUUUGUGCUCGCCCAUGACGCGCGCCUUGUUGCUCUCCACCUAUAUUAAGUUCAUCAAUCUGUUUCCCGAGAUACGCACCAACAUCCAGGAGGUGUUCAGGCAGCACAGCAAUUUGCGUUCCGCCGACGCGGAGCUGCAGCAGCGCGCCAGCGAAUAUCUGCAGCUGAGCAUUGUGGCGUCAACCGAUGUCCUGGCCACAGUGCUGGAGGAGAUGCCCUCAUUCCCGGAGCGUGAGAGCUCCAUACUGGCGGUGCUCAAGAAGAAGAAGCCCGGCCGCGUGCCCGAGAAUGAAAUACGCGAAUCGAAGAGCCCAGCGCCCACAUCCAUCACGCAGAACAAUGCGCACGUCAAUCAUAACAACAAACUGAAUAGCAAUGCCAAUGCCAAUGCCGACUUGCUGGGCCUCAGCACGCCGCCCGCUAACAACAUCAACAACAUGAACAACAGCAACAACUCAACGCUGCUCGAUGUGCUGGGCGACAUCUAUGGAAACAACAAUGCCGCCGUCUACAACACCAAGAAGUUUCUGUUCAAAAAUAACGGUGUGCUCUUCGAGAACGAGAUGCUCCAGAUUGGCGUCAAGUCCGAGUUCAGACAGAAUCUCGGUCGUUUGGGCUUGUUCUAUGGCAACAAGACGCAAGUGCCGCUGACGAACUUUAAUCCCGUGUUGCAAUGGUCUGCCGAGGACACGCUCAAGUUGAAUGUGCAAAUGAAGGCCGUGGAGCCAACGCUUGAGGCUGGCGCACAAAUCCAGCAGCUGCUGACCGCUGAAUGCAUCGAGGAUUAUGCCGACGCACCCACCAUUGAGAUCAGUUUCCGCUACAAUGGCACACAGCAAAAGUUUAGCAUCAAAUUACCGCUCACCGUGAAUAAAUUCUUCGAGCCAACCGAAAUGAAUGCCGAGUCAUUUUUUGCGCGAUGGAAGAAUCUCAGCGGUGAACAGCAGCGGUCGCAGAAGGUGUUCAAGGCCGCACAGCCGUUGGAUUUGCCUGGUGCACGCAAUAAGCUAAUGGGCUUUGGCAUGCAGCUGCUCGAUCAGGUUGAUCCCAAUCCAGACAAUAUGGUAUGUGCGGGCAUCAUACAUACGCAAUCACAGCAGGUGGGCUGCCUGCUGCGACUGGAGCCCAAUAAACAGGCACAGAUGUUCCGAUUAACCAUACGUGCCAGCAAGGAGACAGUGACACGAGAGAUAUGCGAUCUGUUGUCGGAUCAGUUUUAAAUCAGGCAGACAAUCGUCUAAGUGGGGGAUAUGUCUAGGGAGCUACUGCAGCAAACCACAUUUACAGAAUGCACAAUCCUAAUCACCUAGAGAAUGAUAUCAAAUCAAAGUAUAUAAUGACAUGUUUCCUCGAACCUAAAUGCGGGCUAUGUUUAAGCCGUUAAUUGUGCUACGUAUUUGUAUGGCACGCCCACGCCCACGACCACGCCUCUUCACAUGUUUACCUCCUCUACUAGCACACAUACACACACACACACACACAUAGACACACACCUAUUAUACUAUACUGCAGUGAGUUUUGUUUUCCCAUUUUCAGCGCAUGCAAUUUUUCACAUGUUUUAUAUAUUUCUUAACGCGCUAGUUGUUAAAAUGCGUCUGAUUUUCCAUUUUCAAUAUACUUAUUAUUAUUCUUAUUAUUAUUUUUUGUAAUUGCUAACGAGAGAGAAUUCUUUGUAAAUGUUAAGCUCAAAAAGUUCAUUAGUAAAACAUAAUUAGAUUAUGUUGUAUGACAAGCAUUAGCAGUUGGAUAUUACUAUAUAUAUAUUUAUAUAUAUAAAACAGAUUCAUACAAGCAUACAUGCAUAUACCUAGUA
This is a messenger RNA of Drosophila novamexicana, 4025 nucleotides long. It is a transcript of the gene AP-2alpha, whose product is annotated as AP-2 complex subunit alpha. Lineage: Eukaryota; Metazoa; Arthropoda; Insecta; Diptera; Drosophilidae. The record is from RefSeq and is a predicted model, not a curated record. Bases 622 to 3432 code for a protein of 936 amino acids. Gene Ontology annotation, biological process: clathrin-dependent endocytosis; intracellular protein transport. Gene Ontology annotation, molecular function: clathrin-cargo adaptor activity. Gene Ontology annotation, cellular component: AP-2 adaptor complex; membrane coat. The transcript has 8 exons.